AUGCGCAGCCUCGUCGCUCUCGCCCUUGGACUGCUCGCCGCGGUGGCACAGGCUGCUCCGCUGGCUCAGAAGAACCAAUUGGACACGGUCAUUGGCUCGUACGCCGACGUAGAAGGCUCGCACACACUCAACACCGUCAUCAGCAACUACGCAGAUGCUGAGCGCCGGAGCUUGACCACGAAGGAUGAGCCCACCCCAGCAGAGCCGGAGAAAGUCUCGCCACCAGUUGGGACUCUUGAUACUAUCAUUCAUCAUUAUGCGGACGUAGAGGGCGACGUGCACUAA
Molecule: messenger RNA, 285 nt
Organism: Trematosphaeria pertusa
Lineage: Eukaryota; Fungi; Ascomycota; Dothideomycetes; Pleosporales; Trematosphaeriaceae
Exons: 4
Coding region: 1-285 (94 amino acids)
Source: RefSeq, a predicted model, not a curated record